AUGGCGAGUAGUCGUGCGGGUGGUAGUGGCGGAGGCGCUAGUGAUAGUGAUGGUUAUAGUGAUGAUGAAUUGGAUCUCGCUGUGCAAGAGGCGAUUGAUCGACGGAUCCGGCAGAGGCAGCAGGCGGCGGCGGCCGUGCCUCGGCCGAUCCAUCGCCGACGGCAUGUACCCCGGGACCACAUUGCUGCACAUAUUCGGUUGUAUGAGGACUACUUUGCUCCGCAGCCGCGUUUUGGGGAUGCCUUAUUCCGCCGACGUUUUAGGAUGCAUCGUCCUCUGUUUAUGCAUAUCGUUGGUGCAUUAGAGAGAAGGUACGAGUUUUUCAGGAUCAGGGAGGAUGCGGCUGGCAAACCCGGACACACGCCAAUACAGAAGUGUACGGCCGCAAUCAGGCAACUGGCGUACGGAGGCCCGGCCGACAUGUUCGACGAGUACCUCCACAUUGGGGAGUCUUCAGCCGUCGAGUGUCUGUUGGAGUUUUGCGCGGGCCAUCGAUUGUAUGCAUUGGGAGUGGAGGAACUGCCCCGCCGCCUGGAAGGGGAUACACACUUCCGGCUUCAAAGCCAAGCAUCCCACGAUGAUCCUUGA
Salvia hispanica is the source of this 588-nucleotide messenger RNA. The record is from RefSeq and is a predicted model, not a curated record. Lineage: Eukaryota; Viridiplantae; Streptophyta; Magnoliopsida; Lamiales; Lamiaceae.